Molecule: messenger RNA, 1862 nt
Organism: Tarenaya hassleriana
Lineage: Eukaryota; Viridiplantae; Streptophyta; Magnoliopsida; Brassicales; Cleomaceae
Exons: 15
Coding region: 55-1584 (509 amino acids)
Biological process (GO): RNA processing
Molecular function (GO): RNA methyltransferase activity
Source: RefSeq, a predicted model, not a curated record
CCACUCCCGCCACUGAGAUACGGAGAAAUUCUCUGCUGGUGAAGUAGAGGAGCGAUGCCGUCGAGCACCUUCUCAUUCGGCGCUCGUUAUCCAAUCAUCACCUGCCACGCGUCCUCUCCGGUCGUGCCGGAAGUUGCUCCUCCUCCUCCUCCGCCGCCGAGCUCCUCCGCGUCUAUCUCCAACCUCUCGCUAUCUUGCGCACUCCAAUGCCCUCAUUUCCAGUCGUGCUCCGGUUGUACGCACGAGUUCAAUCUCCACCGUCCAGUGAUCGUCGACGAAGCUUCCGAUUUCUUCAAGCGUGUCGGCGUCGACGAUUUCACUUUCGAUAGUUGUAGGCUGUGGGGAUGGAGGUGCCGAGCGAAAUUGGCAGUUCGUGGCUCGUCGGGAAAUGCGUUGAUAGGGCUUUACCAGGAAGGAACUCAUACUGUUGUCGAUAUUCCUCAAUGUAAAGCUCAUCAUCCUAAUAUCAAUGCUGCAGUCGAGUUACUGAGAGCAGGUAUUAAGGAGUUGAAUGUCGAGCCAUUUGAUGAGGAUCUUGGCACAGGGGACUUACGAUAUGUUCAGAUGGCUGUUACGACGCACAGCACAUCACUUCCUGCGCAAGAGAGAUACAAAAACGGAAAAGUGCAGGUAUCCUUAGUUUGGAACUCAAGAAAUGAGAAAUCCCAUAACUCAGAUAAACUGCAUGCUCUGUCCAAUUUCUUAUGGAGAAGGGGUGGACCAAAGAGCAAGUUUCACUUGAUCCACUCUGUCUGGGCUAACUUUCAGACAUCAACUAACAAUAUAAUAUUUGGCAAUCGGUGGAGGCAUCUAUUAGGUGAGAGAGAUUUCUGGGAACACGUCGGAGGGAUUGACAUAUCCUUGGAUCCCUUCAGUUUUGGCCAAGCAAAUACACGGGCUUUCAAUAGCUUGCUCCGGAAACUGCAAGAGUAUGUUGUCCGUGGAGCAUCUGUUGGUGAUCUAUAUGCCGGAGCUGGAGUAAUUGGAUUAUCAUUAGCUUUCUCUAGGAAAUGCAGUUCUGUCAAGUGCAUUGAGGUUAACAAAGAGGCAAAACAGUCUUUUGAGAAGACGAUCCAGCGGUUACCCACCUCACCAGAUUGCAGCAUCAGCUGGCACCAUGCAGAUGCUUCAGUUGACCCUGUUUCAUGGAUUAUAGGAUCAGAUGUACUUGUCGUUGACCCUCCUCGGAGGGGUCUGGAUGCAUCUCUGAUUCAUGCCUUGGAGUCUGUGGCCUCACUUGAGAAAAAAUUUAAGUCAUCACCAGAAAGUUCAACCUCAAAGCCGAAAGAAGAGAAGAGACCAUGGAUUUUAAGAGCAAGGGAAGCUUCAGUCCAAGCUGGCAACAAAUUGAUUGCUGAGGAUAGUAAAGUAUUGCCUCAAACAUUAAUAUAUAUAAGCUGUGGUUGGGAAAGCUUUAAGGAGGACUGCAAGGUGUUAUUAUCUAGCAAAGCAUGGGACCUAGAAAAAGCCCACGGUUUCAAUUUCUUUCCCGGUACCCAGAGCAUUGAAGUUUUGGCCGUGUUCAAGAGGAAGGUUGAGGUCAAGAAAAAGAAGAAAUCUGGAAAAAAGAAGUUGCGUGCUUAGAAGUGACAGUGUUAUCUUUAACACAAAAAGUUCCUAAUGAGGAGUCUGAAAGGCGGAAGGGGGGAUCCAAGUAAGGAUUCUUUGUGUAAGCAUGCAAGCAGAAGAAUCGCGUGUCUGUAACUCCUGAACUUCAAAGGUCAGAGAGGGCAUCCCAAAUAUAAAGGGAUCAUUUUUGUCCUGCACCGCCUCUAUUAUACAGGGGAUAUGGUCCUUUUCUUAUUAUGUGAAACUGAUCGUGGAAAAAAAGAAGCUUUACAAGAAGAAAACCAAAUCUAUCA